UAAUCCCACAGCACCGAGGGCCCUGAUGAAAAUGGACUCAGACUUGCUUCAUUCACCGGCCAUGGGCCUGGCUGAGGAAGAGGAGGCCGACAUGAAUGACUGGAAGCUCCCCCUGGCCUUCAUGAAGAAGCGGCACUCGGAAAAGAUUGAGGGCUCCAAGGCCUUGGCACAGAGCUGGAGGAUGAAGGACAGGAUGAAGACCGUGAGUGUAGCGCUGGUGUUGUGUCUCAACGUGGGAGUGGACCCUCCUGAUGUGGUCAAGACCUCCCCCUGUGCCAGACUGGAGUGCUGGAUAGAUCCUCUAUCGAUGAGCCCUCAGAAAGCCCUGGAGACCAUCGGGGCCAACCUGCAGAAGCAAUAUGAAAACUGGCAACCCAGGGCGCGUUACAAGCAGAGUCUGGACCCCACGGUGGACGAGGUGAAGAAGCUGUGCACGUCGCUGAGACGUAACGCUAAGGAGGAGCGAGUCCUCUUCCACUACAACGGUCACGGGGUGCCGAGACCCACAGUCAACGGAGAGAUCUGGGUCUUUAAUAAGAACUACACCCAGUACAUCCCGCUGUCCAUCUACGACCUGCAGACGUGGAUGGGGAGCCCGUCCAUUUUCGUGUACGAUUGCUCCAACGCGGGAAUCAUCGUCAAGUCAUUCAAACAGUUCGCCCUGCAGAGAGAGCAGGAGCUGGAGGUGGCAGCCAUCAAUCCCAGCCACCCGCUCGCCCAGAUGCCCCUCCCACCCUCCAUGAAGAACUGCAUCCAGCUGGCAGCCUGCGAGGCCAGCGAGCUGCUGCCCAUGAACCCUGACCUCCCCGCCGACCUCUUCACUUCCUGCCUCACCACACCCAUCAAGAUCGCCCUCCGAUGGUUUUGCAUGCAGAAGAGUGCCAAGUUGGUGCCAGGGGUGACGUUAGACCUCAUUGAGAAGAUCCCUGGAAGGCUCAACGACAGACGCACUCCCCUCGGAGAGCUCAACUGGAUCUUCACAGCCAUCACUGACACGAUCGCCUGGAAUGUGCUGCCUAGAGAUUUGUUCCAGAAGUUGUUUCGUCAGGACCUGCUGGUGGCCAGCUUGUUCCGCAAUUUCCUAUUGGCAGAGAGGAUAAUGAGGUCAUACAACUGUACGCCGGUCAGCAGUCCCCGUCUGCCCCCGACAUACAUGCACGCCAUGUGGCAAGCAUGGGACCUGGCCGUGGACAUCUGCCUCUCUCAGCUGCCUACCAUCAUCGAGGAGGGCACCGCCUUCAGACACAGUCCUUUCUUCGCGGAGCAGCUGACGGCGUUUCAGGUGUGGUUGACGAUGGGUGUGGAGAACAGGAACCCUCCUGAGCAGCUCCCCAUUGUACUGCAGGUCCUCCUUAGUCAAGUGCAUCGGCUUCGGGCUCUAGAUCUGCUUGGACGGUUUCUGGACCUCGGACCCUGGGCUGUCAGUCUGGCCCUGUCUGUAGGGAUCUUCCCCUAUGUGUUAAAGCUGCUUCAGAGCUCAGCCAGAGAGCUGCGGCCACUGCUGGUUUUCAUCUGGGCUAAGAUCCUGGCUGUGGACAGUUCAUGUCAAGCUGACCUGGUAAAAGACAACGGACACAAGUACUUCCUGUCAGUUUUGGCCGACAAUUACAUGCCAGCUGAGCAUCGAACAAUGGCUGUCUUCAUAUUGGCGGUUAUAGUCAACAGCUACAACACAGGACAGGAGGCCUGUCUCCAGGGCAACCUAAUAGCCAACUGCCUGGAGCAGCUGUCAGACCCUCAUCCCUUGCUCCGCCAAUGGGUGGCCAUUUGCCUGGGCCGGAUCUGGCAGAACUUCGACCCAGCUCGCUGGUGUGGAGUCCGAGACAGCGCCCACGAGAAGCUGUACACCCUGUUGUCGGACCCCAUCCCUGAGGUGAGGUGUGCAGCUGUCUUCGCUCUGGGAACUUUUGUGGGAAAUUCUGCUGAGAGGACGGACCACUCAACCACCAUUGACCAUAAUGUGGCCAUGAUGCUGGCCCAGCUCAUCAAUGAUGGCAGCCCUGUGGUCCGCAAGGAGCUGGUCGUAGCACUGAGUCACCUGGUGGUCCAGUACGAAAGCAACUUCUGUACAGUUGCCCUCCAGUUUAUAGAGGAAGAGAAGAACUACACAGUGCCGUCACCAGCCAACACAGCAGAGCCUGGUAACCUGACUCCAGUGAGGGACAGCCCGGCCAUCCCACGCCUGCGAUCGGUCAACUCCUACACCAACAUCCGAGCUGCUACUACUGCCCGCAAUCUGAACAAGAGCCUGCAGAACCUCAAUCUCAAUGAAGAGGGUGGACCGGCGGCCUUCUCUCCUGGUAACCUGAGCACCAGCAGCAGCGCCAGCAGCACCCUGGGGAGCCCCGACAACGAUGAAUACAUCCUGUCCUUCGAGACCAUCGACAAAAUGCGACGGGUCUCCUCGUAUUCUUCGCUCAACUCCCUCAUAGGUGUGUCCUUCAACAGUGUUUACACUCAGAUCUGGAGAGUGCUGCUGCAUCUGGCCGCAGACCCGUUUCCUGAGGUGUCGGACCUGGCCAUGAAGGUCCUUAACAGCAUAGCGUACAAGGCGACGAUGAACGCUCGGCCGCAGAGGAUCCUGGACUCUGGAUCUCUCACGCAGUCGGCCCCAGCCAGUCCCACCAGCAAGGGCACGCACAUUCACCAGGCUGGUGGGUCUCCCCCCAUGCCUAGCACCAGCAGCUCAAGUUUGACCAAUGAGGUGCCCAAACCCCCCGCCAGAGAGCAGCCCGCCACACGGCCGCCCUACACCCCGACACUGGGAGGACAGGCACCCCACUCCCACCAGUUCCCCCGCACCCGCAAGAUGUUUGACAAGGGACCAGAGCAGGCAGCUGAAGACGGUGACGAGCCGGGUGGUCACAGGAACUACAUCAGUCCCGCCCUCCAGACGGGCCUGUGUGACUGGAGUGCAAAGUAUUUUGCUCAGCCUGUUAUGAAGAUCCCAGAGGAGCAUGACCUGGAGAGUCAGGUGAGGAUGGAGCGGCAGUGGAGGUUCCUGAGAAAUGCUCGUGUGAGAAGGCAGAGCCGAAGUAUCACACAAAGAGGUGUUUCCCGUCUGGAUGAUCAAAUAUUCAUCAACCGUAACCCUGGAGUACCGUCUGUUGUGAAGUUCCACCCUUUCAACACCUGCAUUGCCGUGGCCGACAAGGACAGCAUCUGUUUCUGGGACUGGGAGAAGGGCGAGAGACUGGACUACUUCUACAACGGAAACCCUCGUUACACUCGCAUCACAGCUAUGGAGUACUUGAACGGACAUGACUGUUCGUUACUGCUCACUGCCACAGAUGAUGGAGCGUUACGUAUCUGGAAGAACUUCGCUGACCAGAAGAACCCGGAGAUGGUGACGGCGUGGCAGGGUCUCUCCGACAUGCUGCCCACUACCCGAGGUGCAGGUAUGGUUGUGGACUGGGAGCAGGAGACGGGACUCCUCAUGACGUCUGGAGAUGUCAGAGUCAUCAGGAUCUGGGACACUGACAGGGAGAUGAAGGUCCAGGACAUCCCGACAGGAGCAGACAGCUGUGUGACCAGUCUGUCCUGUGACUCCCAGCGUUCACUCAUCGUUGCCGGCCUGGGUGACGGAUCUGUACGUGUCUUCGACAGGAGGAUGGGUCCUAAUGAAUGUCGGGUGAUGACCUACAGGGAGCACGGAGCCUGGGUGGUCAAAGCUCAUCUACAGAAGGAGACAGAUGGACAUAUUAUCAGUGUCAGUGUUAACGGAGACGUGCGAUUCUUUGAACCGCGGACACCAGACUCCAUCAAUGUGCUGCAGACGGUGAAAGGGUUAACAGCGCUGGACAUCCACCCACAGGCUAACCUGUUCGCCUGUGGAUCGAUGAACCAGUUCAUAGCGGUCUACAAUGCAAACGGCGAUGUGAUCAGCAACAUUAAGUACUAUGACGGCUUCAUGGGACAAAGGAUCGGGGCCAUCAGCUGUUUAGCCUUCCAUCCUAACUGGCCACACUUGGCAGUAGGCAGCAACGACUACUACAUGUCCAUCUAUUCAGCCGAGAAGAGACUCAGAUAA
Messenger RNA from Seriola dumerili (greater amberjack), 4030 nucleotides. It is a transcript of the gene rptor, whose product is annotated as regulatory associated protein of MTOR complex 1. The transcript has 35 exons. NCBI's taxonomy places the organism in Eukaryota, Metazoa, Chordata, Actinopteri, Carangiformes, Carangidae. Gene Ontology annotation, molecular function: protein binding; protein-macromolecule adaptor activity. Gene Ontology annotation, biological process: cellular response to amino acid stimulus; cellular response to starvation; regulation of autophagy. The record is from RefSeq and is a predicted model, not a curated record. Gene Ontology annotation, cellular component: cytoplasm; TORC1 complex. The coding region runs from base 26 to 4030 and encodes 1334 amino acids.